AUGUCCGAUACGGCACAGAUCUGUCUCGACGUCGUCGUUGCCUUCUCCGAUGAUCAAGGCGUCGAGCAGCACCCGCCACAUAGUAUGGCAGCGAUGCAGGGCGGCUCCGACGUUGAUGAAUGCCAACGUAUGCUCGAGGCCGCCGAGAAGAUGAAAGCGUCCCUCAUCCUCGUCAAUCAAACACUGGAAACAUGGCUUGCAGUAAACGCCCGCCUCGCCGCCUUAUGCGAAGAGCAGCCUGAGGGGGCUCUCGCGCCGGCUGGCAUGAUGUUGCAACUGGCCGUCUCGCCGCCGCAGUCUCCAUUCUCGCCCAUGACGCAUGAUCAUGAAGUCGAUAUGCCAUCUACAUGGCUGUCUGAGUCGCCCUCGCGCUCAGACGACGCAGUGGACGGCCCUGAGGAAAAUGAUUUCCCCAUGGACGUCUCAGGUUCGUGGCGUCACUCCCCAGAGCCGGACGAGGAGUCCUACGACUCGGGCUAUUAUUCAGCAAACAGGCCCAAUCUCAUUUUGUUCGGCGACGAAGGCUUCGACAAAUGGUACUGA
Trametes versicolor FP-101664 SS1 is the source of this 543-nucleotide messenger RNA. RefSeq lists its product as uncharacterized. Lineage: Eukaryota; Fungi; Basidiomycota; Agaricomycetes; Polyporales; Polyporaceae. The transcript has 3 exons. Bases 1 to 543 code for a protein of 180 amino acids. The record is from RefSeq and is a predicted model, not a curated record.